Molecule: messenger RNA, 1458 nt
Organism: Solanum tuberosum (potato)
Lineage: Eukaryota; Viridiplantae; Streptophyta; Magnoliopsida; Solanales; Solanaceae
Product: flagellar radial spoke protein 5
Exons: 9
Coding region: 67-1257 (396 amino acids)
Source: RefSeq, a predicted model, not a curated record
GAACCUUCACCUGAUAAACGAAAGGUUCAAUUCAAAGCUAGUAGAAACUCGAAUCGGAGAGCAAAAAUGGGGUCGACUGCCAUUUCUACACAACAAGCAUUCUGCAGUCUCCAAAAAUUCACUCCUUUAAGCUACGCUAGCAGUUGUAGAAGUUUAAGGAGUAGGAGAAAAUGGGCGGUGCCGGCUAGGUGUUGUUCGCCGGCGACGGAUGUAGCGACGGCGGCGAAAGAAAACCGACGGGAAUUGCUGAAAAACGGCGACGAUAAGCUGGAAAUAUGCAGAGUAUUGAACGGGAUGUGGCAAACUAGUGGUGGAUGGGGAAGAAUCGAUCGAAACGACGCCGUUGAAGCUAUGCUUAACUAUGCAGACGAUGGGCUUUCUACUUUCGACAUGGCUGACCACUAUGGACCUGCUGAAGAUCUUUAUGGCAUCUUCAUUAACAGAGUACGCAGAGAGCGCCCACCAGAACUUCUAGAAACUGUGAGAGGUCUUACCAAAUGGGUGCCACCACCGGUCAAGAUGACCCGCAGUUUUGUCAGUGAGAGCAUUGAUGUUUCAAGAAGAAGGAUGGAUGUUGCAGCCUUGGACAUGCUUCAAUUUCAUUGGUGGGACUACUCUAAUCCUGGAUACUUAGAUGCACUAAAGCACCUCACGGAUCUCAAAGGAGAAGGCAAGAUUAAGACCAUUGCUUUGACUAAUUUUGACACCGAGAGAUUAAGGAUAAUUCUGGAAAAUGGGAUUCCAGUUGUUAGCAAUCAGGUACAACAUUCAAUUGUUGACAUGCGUCCUCAACAGAAAAUGGCAGAGCUUUGUCAGCUUACAGGAGUCAAACUUAUAACGUAUGGAACAGUAAUGGGAGGGUUAUUAUCUGAAAAGUUCCUCGAUACCAACUUAACGAUACCUUUUGCUGGCCCUGCAUUGAACACUCCUUCACUACAGAAGUACAAAAGGAUGGUUGACGCUUGGGGAGGGUGGAGCCUCUUUCAAGAGUUGCUCAGGACACUGAAAACUGUUGCCAACAAACAUGGAGUCUCCAUUCCAACAGUUGCUGUGAGAUUUAUACUGGAUCAGCCAGCCGUGGCAGGAUCAAUGAUAGGUGUUAGGCUCGGUCUGUCGCAACACAUUAAAGAUGCCAAUGCUGUGUUUUCUCUUGUUCUUGAUGUAGAAGACAUUAGCAACAUCCUACAAGUCACAAACAAGGGCAGAGAUCUUCAAAAAGUUAUUGGCGAUUGCGGGGAUGAAUACAGGCGUGCUUAGAGCCUCAAGGGCGGUGAAAUUCACUUGAUAUGUAUAAAUAAUCUAUCAAGAACCUCGAUAAGAAAAAAGGGUUAUGUUUUAAAAUCAAUAAACUUCAAAAUCUUGGAUACUUCUCAGUUCUCUGUAAGGAUCAUUCUUUAUCUUCUGUACAAAUUUUUGACUACAUGGAAUAUAUACGUAAUACAUAAUCAUUUUUGUCUA